UCAUCUUUUGACGUUCAUAGCUACCCCUCAACCGACUUGCUUCGUCUCCUUGCUUCACUUCUUACCCAGAUUGCAUCCACCAAUGAUGUAAUUUCAGGUUCAGACCCAGCAUCCCAUACUUUGGCAGGUCUGUCGCAUAACAAUAUAUCAGAAGAUGCAUCUCGCUCCCCUAUUUGGUGCUCCCUUACCUCCGCUUCCCGUUCCUCCCUGUCAAAUCCUGCAUCCGCCCUCACUUUCCAUGCUCGCAACAUUCCAACUAUCGCACUCGAAUCAUACCUCUUACGAAUACUCAAGUAUUGUCCAACUACAAACGAGGUGUUUUUAGCCCUCCUCGUGUAUUUUGACCGCAUGUCUCGCCUCGCCUCCGAGGCUACGGGGCGCACGUUUGUUAUCGACUCGUAUAACGUCCAUAGACUUGUCAUUGCUGGCGUCACAGUCGCCAGUAAAUUUUUCAGCGAUGUAUUCUACACUAAUUCGCGGUAUGCGAAGGUCGGAGGUCUCCCUCAAGCAGAGCUCAAUCAACUCGAACUCCAGUUUUUGCUUCUCAACGACUUCAGACUCGUCAUAUCGCCUGAGGAGAUGCAAAGAUAU
Messenger RNA from Suillus plorans, 591 nucleotides. Its product is annotated as cyclin-domain-containing protein. Gene Ontology annotation, cellular component: cyclin-dependent protein kinase holoenzyme complex; nucleus. The transcript is spliced from 2 exons. Gene Ontology annotation, biological process: regulation of cyclin-dependent protein serine/threonine kinase activity. NCBI's taxonomy places the organism in Eukaryota, Fungi, Basidiomycota, Agaricomycetes, Boletales, Suillaceae. The annotation marks the transcript as partial. The record is from RefSeq and is a predicted model, not a curated record. Gene Ontology annotation, molecular function: protein kinase binding; cyclin-dependent protein serine/threonine kinase regulator activity.